Dioszegia hungarica is the source of this 318-nucleotide messenger RNA. RefSeq lists its product as uncharacterized. Bases 1 to 318 code for a protein of 105 amino acids. The transcript is spliced from 2 exons. The record is from RefSeq and is a predicted model, not a curated record. Lineage: Eukaryota; Fungi; Basidiomycota; Tremellomycetes; Tremellales; Bulleribasidiaceae. Gene Ontology annotation, molecular function: RNA binding.
AUGACCCAUCCGGAGAAUACGACGGUGUUUGUGGGUGGGCUGCCUGGGAGCGUGGGGAGGGAGGAGCUGGAGAGUGUCUUUAGACCGUUUGGGGAGGUUACUUAUGUCAAUGUCCCUCCUGGCAAAGCCUGCGGAUUCAUCUCAUUCGAUAAUCGCUCGUCGGCCGAAUGGGCGAUAGAGCAAUUACAGGGGUUCUGGCUGCAUGGCGCACAGCUCAGACUGUCAUGGGGUCGAGCACAAGGUCAGUGUGGUCUUCGUGGUCGCGGGGUCAGCGGCGCCAGGCCAGGUAGCGGACUGCAAGAGAUGAACCCGAGCUGA